Messenger RNA from Danio rerio (zebrafish), 3541 nucleotides. The record is from RefSeq and is a predicted model, not a curated record. Lineage: Eukaryota; Metazoa; Chordata; Actinopteri; Cypriniformes; Danionidae.
CGGCGGCGGCGAGAAACACGACACCCGAGAGGAGAGAGAGAGAGGGCCGGGGGGAGGAGACAGCGAGCACUUUCAGACUAGGGAGAGUGGAGGAAGGAAAAAAAGUCGGUGUGAAAGAGAGAAUGGGAAACUGACUGAUACACUGCGAAUGGCGAGCCUCGGGAGAGCAGAUGACAAACUAACACAAGGAUAAAAUGUUGCGAGAGUCUUGAGCAGAGUAACACAGACGCUGAGAAACAGACAGAGAGAGUGCUGCUGCUCCGCCGCCGUGUUUGGGAUUGUAUCGAUCGCUCGCGGGACAGACGGGAAAGCGCUGUUUCGGAACUCCGCUGCACCCCGUCCCGUUGCGCCAGUGGAAGUACUGAACCGCUUUCCAAACUCGGCGCUGUCGGUUAGAGGAUCGCGUAUAGAGGCCGGACACCGUACAGCAGGAGCGCUGAACAUCGGACAAAAGUUUGGCCUUUUGGAGACGGGGGUCCGGGAGAGGCCGAGUCUCGCCGCUGCUGAACUGACAACUUAAGCCAGCUUUGCCGAGUGUUCGGGGCAGAUAACUUUCAGCAUGAAAACCCCCGGGGACUCGGGGUUUGCGUUCCCAGACUGGGCCUAUAAGCCCGAGUCGAGUCCAGGCUCCAGACAGAUCCAGCUGUGGCACUUUAUCCUGGAGCUGCUGAGGAAGGAGGAGUACCAUGAUGUGAUUGCCUGGCAGGGAGACUAUGGGGAGUUUGUGAUCAAAGACCCUGAUGAGGUGGCCAGGCUGUGGGGCGCACGCAAGUGCAAACCUCAGAUGAACUACGACAAACUCAGUAGAGCUCUCAGGUAUUAUUACAACAAGAGAAUUCUACAUAAAACUAAAGGAAAACGCUUCACCUACAAGUUCAACUUCAACAAGCUGGUCCUUGUCAACUACCCUUUCAUUGACAUGGGCUCUACAGGAGCGGCUGUCCCUCAGAGUGCUCCACCAGUGCCUACAGGUCCACAUUUCCGGUUUCCUCCAUCCACUCCGUCAGAGAUGCAGGUGCCCGAGGUGCUGCGUUCCCCCAGCAGUGAAGAGUUGCGCAGUCCUGGGAUGUUCAAUGGCCGCCGUAUCGCCCGUGGAUCUGUCUCCGACUGUAGUGAUGGGACUUCUGUCAACUCUGAGAUUGAGGACGGAAACGGAGGUGCGUCAGAGGAGAGAGUGACGGAAAGAGUGGCUGAGAGAGGAGGAGGCGGAUUCCGAGGUGCCGUUCACCCUCGUCUGUCUCACGAGGCUAUGUUCAGGAUGUACGGUGGUCCUGGUCACACAGGUCAUCGAGUGUCAGAUGUUGGUGGACACAGGGUACACCCUGAGCCUCUCUCACCGUUCACAGUUUCACCUCUGCCCGGUCCAGGAGGACCAGGCCUGUUGGCACCACCUCUAUCACCAGCACUCUCCAUGACGCCAGGCUCUCACCUGGCCUACACACCUUCUCCUACCCUGUCCCCCAUGCCUGGCUCCAUCUUCUCCUUCAACCCUGAGGACAUGCAGCGCUACUUGCAAGCUCACACUCAGAGCGUCUACAACUACCACCUGAGUCCUCGUGCCUUCUUUCAUUACCCAAACAUCAUCGUUCCUCAGCCUCAGCGCCCUGAUAAAGGCAUGCCCGGACCCCAGGCCUGCGACCGUGGUCCUGUCGAGAGGCCCUCUGUGCUUAACAGCCAUCACUCCACCUUACCACCGCCUCACGCACACCCUAUUCACCACCACCUCAGCGAGGAACAGCACCACUCACCGUUUAAGUUCAAGCUCCAGCCUCCUCCGCUGGGCAGAAAACAGCGUGACGGUCAGGGUCGCCAGGGCUCGCUGUCCUCCACAUCCACAUCUGGUCUGGGCUCGUCGUUGUCAUUUGGCAGUGACCUCAGUUCAGCCAGCGGAUCAGGACUGGUGUCCAACUCCUCCUCAACUGGCUCCCUGAACAGCGCUGGGUUGCCCAAGAUUAAGGUUGAACCCAUCUCUGACAUCGAGUCUGAAGAGGAAGUUGAAGUGACUGACAUUAGUGAUGAAGAAGCUGACGAAAGGGAUGAAGAGUUUGACGUUUACCCCCCACACUACCAUAAACAUCACCAUCGUCAUCACCAUCAUCAACACCAUUAUCUUCAUAGCCAAAAGCACCAGCAGUCCAACGGCACUAAUGCUGCUCUCCACCACGAUGAGGACUUGGAGGAGGAAGAGGAGGUGUUCAAGGCUCCUGCCCCUCCACCCUUCUUCAUCUCUCCCACCUCUUCAGGCAAUGGUCGAAGAGGAACCCCUGUUAUAAAGAGCGAACCUGUGGAGCCUGGGGACACGCAGCUGCCAUCCGGCGGGCUGCCACAAACACAAUCCCAGUGUAUUCCACUGAAGCUUCGGUUCAAAAGGCGCUGGGACCAGGACCAGCACAUGGAAGAGGCGGAGGACAAGAAAGUGAAAGGAGAAGAGAGGGGGAGAGUGAGGAACGGGACUGUGGAGGAAAGUGGAGAGGCGGAGAGCCCACCUCCUCUUGCUCAUCACAGAGUAAGUGCCGAGCUCCAUCGAGCCACAGCACAGCUGUCACUGGAGAACAAGGACUGCUGAUACGCAUCCACACAUGUAGACUACUGCUGAUACACAACUCUACAACUGCUGAUGGACCCACACUCACACGUGACUCUCUCUAGAUCAAUGACUGCUGAUACUGACAACAGUAAUACUGACACGUACGCUGCACACCUAGACUAACUGACCCUUGCUUAAUCGAAUCCCGCUCCCCCGCAAGCACACGUUCCAGUCCAUCUCAGUGUAACGUUCAUGAGGAAUGAGUUCACCCAUGUGCCCCAGCGACCCUCAGGAGUCAUGAACUUUGACCUUUGGCACUAGAGAAUAUUUUAUAUUUUUUAGAAGAGAAUAUUAUUUUGCAAAGUGCCUGUGAGCUAUCCCUCAAAACCCCACAAGGAGAAACUAGAGAUGGGCAUCGGAAUGACUGGUCUUUUUUUUUUGAGGGAUUUGAUCUCCGUCUCCAGCAUUAUUCUCCUCAGUGACGGACUCUAUGUGAUGUGGUGGGAUACGAAUGCACAGAAAGUCACAAACAGACACUGUUCUAAAACCAGCCUGGUCAGAAGUCCGAACCCUCAGGGACAAAACCCCUCAACACGCACACACACUCAGACAUGACGUCUUGUUCCCAGUAUGAAGCGCGUGUCUGAUUCGAGUGUGAAGGUGUGUUUCUGAAAUCUAGCUGUGUGUUUUCUCAGGAUAUUUCCCUCCUUUCCUUUUCUAUCCAAACCAGCUCAGCUUAAAACUUGCUCUCUUUUUCAUUGUCUUUUAUUUCCCUCUGGGACCAUACCUGAACCACUUUGUUUCCGUUGGGGAGGAAUGACUCGAACAUGCGGUUCAGAGACCAUAUUCUUAACUCUCUUAAACGAUUGGUUCUUUGGUAAUUAGGGUUUGAUUUGACAGUCUGAAGGUGAUACUCUUUAGAGAGUUUACAGUUGUUUAGUUCAGGGGUGUCCAAACUCGAUUCUGGAGCGCCGGUGUCCUGCAAAGUUUAGUUCCAACUCCAAUUAGACACAC